ACUGGUCACACUAAUUUCACAGUUGAACCCAGCCCUGAGACCCGAAUGACAGUGGAACGACUCGGAGAAACAAAAAACAACCCAGCGCGAACGAACGGUUACUUCGCGGCGGAUACCUCUCGUAUACGGCUAAGUAAAGUUCAAUCAGGCGCCCAUAAUGUUAAAACCAAAGUGCAAAUAAUAAUUAAUAAUAGUGGUCUGGUCUGGCCCGGUCUGGUCUGGCUGGUUUUUCUGCAAAGUGCGAUUAUCAGCGGAGAGAGAGAGAGGAGGUGCUGCAGAAGAACGCAUCAAAGAAAAUCUAAUACACAAAGUGAAAACCGAAAUUGUUGUUAAAAAAAAAAAGAUAUAACGCGCGUGUGUUUGUUGUUGGUACGCCAGUUGUUGUUUUGUUAGUUUGAAGAAAAAAGGGCGUCGCAGUUGGAAAAUUUAUGUGUGCAUAAAAAAAAAAAAAUCAAACUGCAGUAGCAGCAGCAGCCAAGCCAGAAGGAGAAAAAAAAAAGAAAGAGAGCGUACCUGGAGAGAGGAGAGAGCAAGCGGGGGUGAGGCACAAUAGCUGUUGUUGUUGUUGCCUGCAGCUCAAAGUCGCCGUUGAAUGGCAGUCGGCAAUAAUGGACUCCACGCCUAAUGCGGCUCCUCACCCCAAUCGGGAUCUACUGACUCUCCAGCCGCUGCGAUCUUCCCGCGGUUCUAGCUCCAAUCUGCGCGCCAGUCGCUCCCCAUCCGCCAGCCGAAGUGCCGAACAAAUGUCCCGGGAGCGCGCCAGCGAGGCAGCGGCAGCCACUCAAUCAGCAGCAGCAUCCGGCGGCGGCACAGCCACAACAUCCGCACCAGUAAGUGGUGCUGGAGCAGGAGCAGGUGCAUCGACAAUAACGGUUGGAGGAACCACAUCCGGAUCUGCGGGAACGGGAACCGCCUCCGCGCACAACACCAACAGCAAUUCCUCGGCCUCAUCCAGCACAGUGGCAGCUGCACAGGCGGCUGUCUACAGCGGCGGCAACACGGUGACCGGCAGUCUGGGCAGCGGCGGUGUGGUGGCUCGUGGCUUCCGCAGCCACAGCCCCACCCACCGGCGACGCAGUCGAGAGCGCCAGCGACGCACCCAUGGCUCCGACCAGGGCGGUCUUCUGGCCUACAGUGGUUAUGUUGGCGCUCCCGUCGAUAUGACUGAUUUUGGUGCUCCUAUCCAAGGUGGGGGAGGAGGAGGAGGAGGAGGAGGUGGUGGGGGUGGCGGUGGCAGUGCCGGCACAGGGAGUGGCCUGGAGGACUCUCGCCUGUCCGGCAACGAGGACUACUACUCCUCGUUCGUCUCCGAUGAGUUCGACAGCAGCAAGAAGGUGCAUCGCCGCUGCCACGAGCGCAGCUCCAGCGUCCAGGCCAUCGACCGGCUCAACACCAAGAUCCAGUGCACCAAGGAGUCCAUCCGCCAGGAGCAAACUGCCAGAGAUGAUAAUGUUAACGAGUAUCUGAAGCUGGCAGCCAGCGCAGACAAGCAACAGUUGCAGCGCAUCAAGGCUGUCUUUGAGAAGAAGAACCAGAAGAGCGCACACAACAUUUCGCAGCUUCAGAAGAAGCUGGACAACUAUACGAAGCGGGCCAAGGACUUGCAGAACCAUCAGUACCAGACCAAAAGCCAGCACCGGCAGCCGCGCGAAGUGCUGCGGGACGUGGGCCAGGGACUGCGCAAUGUGGGUGGGAAUAUUCGUGAUGGAAUCACUGGCUUCUCCGGAUCGGUGAUGUCCAAGCCGAGGGAGUUCGCCCACCUCAUCAAGAACAAAUUCGGCAGCGCCGACAACAUCAAUCAGAUGACCGAUGCCGAAUUGCAGGGUAUGCAGUCCUCGAAUGCCGACGUCCUGGCGGCCAAUGAGCGCCUGCAGCAAACACCCGGAGUGGGUACCUCAACGGGAUCCGGUGGUGGUGGUCAGAAUAAUAAUACCGGUGGUGGUGCGGGCAGUGGAACAGGAAAGUUCAAUAGUGACAAUGGCAGUGAGUGCAGCAGCGUCACCAGCGAAAGUAUACCAGCCGGAUCUGGCAAAAGCCAAUCCGGAGCCAGUCAAUACCACAUAGUGCUCAAGACUCUGCUAACAGAGUUGGCCGAACGGAAGGCCGAGAACGAGAAGCUUAAGGAGCGUAUCGAACGACUGGAGACGGGCCAAAAGGAAUUCAACAAUCUGACCGCCACGCUCGAAAGUGAACGCUAUCGUGCCGAGGGACUUGAGGAGCAAAUCAAUGACUUGACGGAAUUACAUCAGAAUGAAAUUGAGAAUCUGAAGCAAACGAUUGCCGACAUGGAGGAGAAAGUACAAUACCAAAGCGAUGAAAGACUACGUGACGUCAACGAAGUGCUCGAGAACUGUCAAACGAGGAUAUCAAAAAUGGAGCACAUGUCGCAGCAACAAUACGUCACCGUCGAGGGCAUUGAUAAUAGCAAUGCACGGGCCCUGGUUGUGAAACUCAUCAAUGUGGUAUUAACGAUACUGCAAGUGGUUCUCCUGCUGGUGGCCACAGCUGCUGGGAUUAUAAUGCCGUUUCUCAAAACAAGGGUUCGGGUUCUGACCACUUUCCUGUCCAUUUGCUUCGUCAUCUUUGUGAUACGACAGUGGCCGGAUGUCCAGGAUAUCGGUUCUGGGCUGGUGCGACACCUGAAGCAAUCGCUGGUGGUCAAAUAAGCUCUGCUGGGUUGAAGGGGGCCAUCUCGUCUCAUUAAGUUUUUAGUUAAUUAAGUUCUAAAGUGCAUACUUUUCUGUAUAUAGCUUAUCAAUAAUGAUUAUAAUAAUGAUCAUUUUUAAUUGAAAUUGUAUCAAUUAUAUCCAUCACAACCACGAAACACUAUCCGAGAAACUGUACAAAAACAUUAAAUAAUCCUUAGCACACACACACUAUACCACACACCACACCACACACACAUACACAUUCUCGCAUAAAACGUACACUUAGAAAAAAUUGAUUUAACCUAAUGGUAGUAGUAAUAACUUGAAAAUGCUGACAUGUCUCCGUGCAUUACAACUAUAUUUGAAUAUAUAUAUAAUGUAUAUGUAUAACCUACUAUAUAUAAACAAAUUUACAAUACUAUAAUACUAUUGAAAUUGAUUAUAUAUAAAAACAAAAAAAUGAAAGUUUGUAUAAAUCCCGAAAUUAUUGUAUUUAUUUUUUACAAAUAACCAUUAUGUACGUACGUUUGCCUAAUGAUUGUAGCAACUAUCGAAGGUGGCCUAAACAUCUAAAUAUAGAAAUACCAAUUUA
Drosophila ananassae is the source of this 3240-nucleotide messenger RNA. It is a transcript of the gene Dmtn, whose product is annotated as transmembrane and coiled-coil domains protein 2. The transcript has 10 exons. Bases 609 to 2666 code for a protein of 685 amino acids. The record is from RefSeq and is a predicted model, not a curated record. Gene Ontology annotation, cellular component: endomembrane system. Lineage: Eukaryota; Metazoa; Arthropoda; Insecta; Diptera; Drosophilidae.